AUGGCUAUUGGUGACAAGUACACUCUCAGUUCUGGUGAAGAUCCUGACGUUUCAUUAAAUCGACAAGUAAAAUUAAUUUCGAAAGAAAGACACUCUGGCGUGUAUGCAGUUCAUCUAACAUUCAAAAAUGUCAAGUCGACACCAGUGAAAUUUGAUUACAAGGAAAUUGUUGAGAGUAAAAAUGCACAAUUCAAAAUUAUUCUCAAAGGAUCUGAUGAUCAACGAGCCCAAAUUCAAGUGACUACGAACGGUGUUCAAAUAGAGAACAAAAAUAAUACAACUGAUCAUCGUGGCAUGUUGGUAGCGAAUGGUGGCGAACAAAUCUUCGAAUAUGAAAUUCAUUUCAGCUAUCCUACACCAAGCAACACAUAUAGGAAAAGACGACGAGAAGAAUAA
Messenger RNA from Rotaria socialis, 396 nucleotides. NCBI's taxonomy places the organism in Eukaryota, Metazoa, Rotifera, Eurotatoria, Philodinida, Philodinidae. The record is from the annotation of a GenBank genome assembly.